Messenger RNA from Erpetoichthys calabaricus (reedfish), 8450 nucleotides. It is a transcript of the gene dclk1a, whose product is annotated as doublecortin-like kinase 1a. Gene Ontology annotation, molecular function: microtubule binding; protein kinase activity; ATP binding. NCBI's taxonomy places the organism in Eukaryota, Metazoa, Chordata, Cladistia, Polypteriformes, Polypteridae. The transcript is spliced from 18 exons. Gene Ontology annotation, cellular component: axoneme; neuron projection. The record is from RefSeq and is a predicted model, not a curated record. Gene Ontology annotation, biological process: photoreceptor cell development; neuron migration; protein phosphorylation. Bases 238 to 2436 code for a protein of 732 amino acids.
CUCUCUCUCUGUCGCUCACGCACACACACACACGCGCAGGGAGGCAGGGAGCCCGAAGACAUAACAAAGACGACCGGCUUUAGCUGCACUGACACACUCUUAAAAUACAGCAGAGGGAGGAUUCCUUGUGAGCUGAAAAACGCCGAAACAGGAGACAGGGAGACGUCGCGGUGAUCCGGCUGAACACUCGAGUGCUGCUCUGUGUCUGCAAUUCUAGAGUCUAUCCAUAAAUCUACGAUGAUGUCUUUUGGGAGAGACCUGGAGUUUGAACACUUUGACGAGCGUGACAAAGCGCAAAGGUACAAUCGCGGCGGCUCCCGUGCCAAUGGCUUGCCCAGCCCGACUCACAGCGCCCACUGCAGCCUCUACCGGACCCGCACCCUGCAGGCGCUCAGUUCCGAGAAGAAAGCUAAGAAGGUGCGCUUCUACCGCAAUGGGGACCGCUACUUUAAAGGAAUCGUAUACGCCAUUUCUCCGGAUCGUUUUCGAUCGUUUGAGGCUUUGCUGGCGGAUCUCACCCGGUCACUGUCAGACAACGUGAAUCUACCGCAGGGAGUGAGGACCAUCUACACUUUGGAUGGCAUCAGGAAAAUCAUGACUCUGGACCAGCUGGUUGAAGGUGAAAGUUAUAUUUGUGGAUCAAUCGAACCUUUCAAGAAAUUGGACUACACAAAGAAUGUAAACCCCAACUGGUCAGUGAAUGUGAAGACGUCAGCAUCUGGUCGCACUCCCACCUCUUUGAACAGCUCCAAAGCUGCCCCAACAGAGGCUAAAGAGAGCAAGGAUUUCAUUCGGCCCAAACUGGUCACCAUCAUCCGCAGUGGGGUGAAGCCACGCAAAGCUGUUCGGAUUCUCCUCAACAAGAAGACUGCUCACUCCUUUGAGCAGGUUCUCACAGACAUCACUGAUGCAAUCAAGCUGGACUCUGGGGUUGUGAAACGGCUUUACACACUGGAUGGAAAGCAGGUGAUGUGCCUUCAGGAUUUCUUUGGAGAUGACGACAUAUUCAUUGCAUGUGGCCCAGAGAAAUUCCGCUACCAAGAUGAUUUUCUCCUUGAUGAAAGUGAAUGUAGAGUAGUGAAGUCCACUUCAUACAACAAAAUUUCAACUGUCCCUGGUAGAAGUACUGCAAAGAGCCCUGGCCCUUCAAGGCGUAGUAAAUCUCCAGCAUCAACAAGUUCAGUCAAUGGGACUCCUGGAAGCCAGCUGUCCACUCCUCGAUCUGGGAAGUCUCCUAGUCCAUCACCUACCAGCCCUGGAAGUCUUCGCAAACAGAGGAGCUCCCAACACAGUGGGUCUUCAAUAUCUUUAGCAUCAACAAAAGUUUGUAGUUCAAUGGAUGAAAAUGAUGGUCCAGGAAAUGACGAUUUGGUGGAUGAAUGUCCUCAAGUCCCAGCUUCCAUAGCAGAGAGAUAUAAAGUCGGGAGAACAAUAGGAGAUGGCAAUUUUGCUGUAGUACGAGAAUGUGUUGAAAGGUCCACUGGCAGAGAGUAUGCAUUAAAAAUCAUUAACAAAAGUAAAUGCCGAGGCAAAGAGCAUAUGAUUCAGAAUGAAGUAUCUAUUCUCAGAAGGGUGAAACAUCCAAAUAUUGUGUUGUUAAUUGAAGAGAUGGACACGUAUAAUGAGCUCUACCUGGUCAUGGAGCUUGUUAAGGGAGGAGAUCUGUUUGAUGCCAUUACCUCUACAAACAAAUACACAGAACGGGAUGCCAGUGGCAUGCUUUACAAUCUGGCCAGUGCUAUCAAGUACCUGCACAGCCUUAAUAUAGUCCACAGAGACAUUAAACCUGAAAAUUUACUGGUUUAUGAACACCAAGAUGGUAGCAAAUCUCUUAAGCUUGGUGACUUUGGCCUGGCCACCUUAGUAGAUGGACCUCUUUACACUGUUUGUGGAACACCAACAUAUGUAGCACCAGAGAUAAUUGCAGAAACCGGAUACGGCCUGAAAGUAGACAUCUGGGCAGCUGGAGUUAUUACUUACAUCCUGCUCUGUGGCUUCCCCCCUUUCAGAGGGAGCAGUGAUGACCAGGAAGUCCUGUUUGACCAAAUUUUAAUGGGGCAGCUAGAUUUUCCAUCACCAUACUGGGAUAAUAUUUCAGAUUCUGCAAAGGAACUAAUUACCAUGAUGUUACAAGUGGAAGUAGACCAGAGGUUCUCUGCUUUGCAGGUUUUGGAACAUCCAUGGGUUAACGAUGACGGAAUGCCAGAGAACGAACAUCAACUUUCAGUAGCUGGAAAAAUCAAGAAACAUUUCAAUACAGGACCUAAACCAAACAGUACAACAGCAGGGGUCUCUGUCAUAACACUGGACCAUGGGUUUACCAUCAAGAGAUCAGGGUCAUUGGACUACUACCAACAACCAGGAAUGUAUUGGAUAAGACCACCGCUCUUGAUAAGGAGAGGCAGGUUUUCCGACGAAGACGCCACCAGGAUGUAAAGGAAGCUUAUGGAGCCCAGCAUUCAAGCACCUUUCCCACCACAGCUGAACUGAAUUCAGAAUCGGAGGACUAUUCACCCAGCUCUUCAGAGACUGUUCGCUCACCUAAUUCACCUUUCUAAUGCUGCCAUUUGCUAAACAGACUUAGUUGCCUGACCCUUUGAGCACUUGAUAGUCAGUUUUGUUUUUUGUUUUUUUAUUUUAAUUACCAAAGCUGUAUGUUUGAAUGAGUGGCAUUUGUUUCAGAUUGAAUAAGGUACUUUUUUUGUAAGCACCGAGAAAUGUAGGUCCAGUAAACAAAUGUUACUUUCAUUUAUGAGAUUUUUAUGAUCGAGUGUUUGAAGUUUUGAACAUUUUAUAAGCACUGAUGUACUUUACUGGGCAGAUCCACCAAGUAAUAAAGUUCAAAAUCAUGUCAAUCCUUCCUUUCUUAUUGGAGUACUGGAAUGUCACAGAUGGAAAUUAUGAGAACAACACAAUUUUACAUUUUAAGUGUGAGGAGAUUAUUGAGAAAGAAUUUAAAAGAAGAAACGCUUUACUUAUGGAGCAGUUGACAUUUAAGACAAUUUAGUACCUGCUAAUAAGUAACUGACAAAUGUGUUUAUACUGUCUACCUCUGCAAUAGACCCCAUCAUCCUGAUGAGGCACCAUUUUGCUCAAAUAACUUUUCCAAAUCAUGUAAUACCAUUGCCAAUAAUACCAUUUACAUUUGAAAAAGACAAAAACACAGAUAAGUGCCAGUUUCUAUAAGACAAUAGUGAAAGGUUCACCAUGAAACUUGUGAGAGAUCCAGAACCUAGACAGAGUGGCAGCCCCAUUGCUCCAACUAGAAUCACUACCGGUGUGCCUAACAAAAAUAAAUGAAUGAACAAACCAACUUGACAUGCAUUCAUGGAAGGGCACUGUCACAUUCAGUGAGGUAAUGGACGGUAUUCAGGGUAGAGACCUCUUCUGUUCGACUUGGGGCCCCUGUGUCGUGUUGCUCCUUAUCUCAUACCAUUUGGAAAAUACUGUCCACAGAUUUGUUUUCCACUCGCCCAUUGAAGAAUCUCAUCCUUCACAGUUCAUUAAGAUAAAUAAGUGCCAUUGAAGUGGCCUUCUGGAAUAAAAGCAUAAAUGAGUUGUUGGUUUAUCUUUAAAUCUGUAACUGGUAAUGUGGUGAUGCAGAAUUGGAAAAAAGUGUUGAAGACGUCACACUCAAUAUUUGUCCUUAAUUUUUGCAAAUCUCAAAGGUUACUGGUUACUGAAAUGGCCUGAUUUUAGUUGAGUGGAUGCUGACAUGUAGUCACCAUACAGAGAUAUACUCAACUGACACCCUUUAAGGAUGUUAGAAGCUAUUGUAUAAUGGUGAUUAUAAAUUUCAAAAUAAAAAUGCAUCAUUUGCUAUGAAGAAGCCUGAAUGAUAUUUAAGAAGUAAUUACUGAAUCAUUGAAGUUUCUUUUACUUGAAUGUAGUUUUCUAGUGUAGUAACUAAACUCUCAGGCCUUGAAACUAUUUAAUGAUUAGCUGGAGAUGCUUGAUCUUCAUUUAUUUACUGUAUCAUCUUAACAAUUACUAGUUGUCCAUUUUUAAACAAACAACCCUUAUUCUUAUAUGGUGCUUGUCCGUUCAUGUUGUGCUGCUACAUGAGCACCUUUAGUGUAUUUUCAAGAGGUGGAGUGUAAGCAGGUUAUGCGACUUGUGCAGGGUAGCUGUUGGAGGCAGAACUUAAACAUAAAAUGCUUUAGACAUUAGACCUACAUUGUGCCUACAUUUUACUCUUUUUUAUUAACUUUUCAGUCUGUAUGUGAGCAAUUGUCACUGCUAUAAAUAAAAUAUUAGAGAAAAACUUGAAUUAAAAAAAAAAUAAAUCUUUUGUGUGCAGCCAACAUCUAACUCUCUCUAGUCCAGGAUCAGUUAUGGUAAUCUUUAAAAGUGUAAAACUGAGUACUACUCUUAAAUUGCAUCAUUUUAAUAAAGAAUAAACAUUACUUAAAUCAGUUCAUUGUAAAAGUUAAAAAAAAAAAAAAAAUAAUAAGAUUUUUCCCAAAUUCAAGAGAUAUAAUUUUCUUCCAGCUGGUUUUAAUACUCUGUUCCAGAGCAGAAAGUAAAUUAUAUAAAACAGGAGGAACAAUUAAUUCUGAAGCAAUUACCUUAAAAAAUCUAUUUGAAGAGGAUCAUGUAAACAUUCUGAAAGGAAAUAUGGUUAACCAAAAUGACAAAAGAAUUCCCAUCAUAAAGGCAAUAAUCCUUCUCUCCAUCCUUCAGCAGACCUGCUCAGCCCAGUUCAGGUUUGCAGAAUAAAAAAUAAUAAUUACAAUUAGCUGCUGUGUCCUCAUUCAGCUUUUAGGCAAUUGACGACAGAGACAUCAUUACAGAACGUACAUGGACUGGCUGGUUUUCUUUGAUUCACCCUCUAGUUAUUGGCCAUCACCAUGUUAUUGCAUUUUGUAGAAAAUGAGAGCUGGGAGUUUCUUUGCCCCAAACUAUAAAGAUACUGCCUCCAUAAUGCAUGUAUAGGUUUGGUUUAAAAAGUAAAAUAUAAUAUACACAUGAAAGAAAUUGUGCCUUUUCCCAUCCACAUAUUACCUUUUAUGACUCCUGGCCCCCUGAUUUAUAAAUGGAAACAAAUAAAAAGAGACCAUCUAUGAAAUACAGUAGAAUUCACAUUAAUCUCAGUUAGGCGCCCAGUGUACUAAAUCCAUCUGGUAUGAGAUGCUUCUUAAAUCUCGCACUGCAACCAUUGGAACAUAUUAAAAUGUCAUAUUGGUUUCAAUAUUUAGAAUGUAAAAUAUUGUCCGAGGGGCUUUCAAUAUAUUGUGAAAUAAUAUCAACCAAAAAAGUAUGAUUUGGUUGUAAAUGACAAAGAAUAAUGGCAGAGCUUAUAAAAAUAGUCUGUGCUUACCUACUAUAAGUCUUCAAGGAGACAAACAAAAAAAUGUAUUUCUCCAUUUUCUGAACCUUCUUUCCUCGAUGCUAAUCGACAUUCUAUAUAUGUAUACAUUUAUAAAAUGGAGGAGACCAAUUUGAUCCAUCAAGCUUGUUUGAUAAGCCAAUCCCUUUUCUUUCUCCAAUAUCUCAAGUAGACUUUUUAAAAUGCCAUCAGGAUCUUCAAUUAGAACUUUAGAAAUCUGACAAACGAGAGGAGACCAUUCAGUCCAUUAUGCCCGUUUGUUUAGCUAGUAGCUAAGCGGUCUCAGUGUCUCAUCCAGAUUCUUUUUAAAGGUUCUCAAGGUGUCUGCUUCAACCUCACGUCUCGGUAGUUUGUCCCAAAUUCCCACAACUCUUUGCGUGAUGAAGUGCUUCCUGGCUUCAGUCUUAAAUGCACUUUCUCCUAAUUUCUGCUGAGAUUGAGCAACUCAAGAGUGGCUUCCAGAUUUUUCUCUUCGUUUGUGUAAAAGAGUGCAUUAUGGGUCUGGUCAUGAUGCCACUUCCCCUUUGUUUUCACCAGGGUCUCCAAUGACAUAGUUUUUCAGGAUCAAUAAACUUUUAAGAUUUUUUGAAGACCUCUGUUAGGUCCCUGUAUCACUUCAUGGUUCGUUCAGUUUAGCCUGCCAGAGUAGGCCACAUCUUUCCAAUUGCCCAUUCGUCUCUGGACACUUUCUAAUGCUGCUGAGACCAGAACAGCACAGUUCAUCAGAUGCCAUCUCAUGAGCUCACUGAAGAGUUUGAGUGUAACAUUGCUUGACUUGUAUUUAAUGUUUUUACAACUUUGUCUGAUAUGUUUUUGUCUUUUGAAUUUGUUUGGAAGAUGACAUUGUGUUAACAUAAAUCCACAAGUCCUUUUAAUUUUAUCAAUAUUGAUAUAAAAAAGCUUGAUGAACUUAAAUGGUCUUUUCUCAUUUAUAAAUUGUAUAUGAUAUAUCAAGAGCUUACUCUUUGUCUUGGAUGAUGUGGAUUUGUUUUCGUCUGUUAGUAGUAACUAAAAAAAAAUAAAAUGUGCUUGUCGGCGGGUCCACCUCCUCAUGCGCUCGGCCCUCAUCGCCUUAUUCAUCAUUACUGUAAAGUCAGGCAAAGGUUCCUAUAAGAGGGGAAGGACUGACAUGGCCAUGAAUUUGGCAGACUGAAUCUGAAAAGGUACAGGAAGGUAACAAUGAAUGUGUGCAAAAGAAAGCACACGCUAUAAUGAACAGCAAGUUACAGCUUUAUCAUUUGAACUUUGAAGAAGGAAUUACUAUAAAGCUCAUGUGGAGUGAAUGUAUUCUAAAUUAAAGCACAGAUUAAAACGGAGAGUCACAAAAUUCAUCUUCUCCAGAUGUUUGGGUAAAUCCAAGAGUAGUGAAUAUUACUGUAAUUUUAAUUUUAUUGCAAGUUCUUGAAGGGUGAGGCAAUUUAAAAGGAGAAAAUAUGGAAAUGAUGAAUGUGUAACUGUUUUUUUUUUGUUUGUUUUUAACUAGUAGUAUUAUUCAAGCUAAGAAUUUGCUGCAAUGAUAUGUGGACUGUAUUUGAUUUUAGCACAAGUUAACCCUCUGAGUACUGAAAUGCAAUGGAGUGAGCCAAACAUAACUGUAUUUCCCUGCCUUUGCUGGCACUGUAAUGAAAUAAUUUGGUGUCCUGUUUACACUCAGUGUUAAGUCCUGACUUCUGAGCCAUUAUCUUCAAGAGCACCAAGGAUUAGCAACAGCAAACAGAAGUGGACGGCGACUGUGUAAAAAUGAGCCUAGGCUAGAUGAAUGGAUGGAUGUGCUUGCUCAAGUAUCGCCAUGUGCCACCCUCUUCCUUUAUGGCCACUCUUUUCUGUGCUUUUUAUAAGAUUCUGAAGAAUCUGUUUUACGUUAAAGUGAAGUGCCCAUUUGCUUUCCUGACUGUUGAGAAGCCUGCACGCUCCAUCUGUGAAAUGCAGCCAUCGGCACCUUAACUGUACAAACUACCUGGGUGUUUCUCCUUUCAUUUUCUUUGACUGUCUGCUCAGUGGGAGGCUUUGCAUAAGCCAAGCUGUAGCUCGUGUUCACCUGCAAUAAGCGGGUGAAUGCAAAAUGUGCACUGUGCGAGAUAAUGUAGCCAACACCCUGAUCUAACUCCCGAAUACAGCCUCCGUUACUUCAGUUCUCGAGCCUGUCUUUACUUCAACUGCUUUUUAAGACACUCUGUGUCUCUAAGAAGAACACUUAGUAAGGUCCCGAUGGCUUCAUGUCAGGAAAGCAAAAGGCCACAGUCUCAACAUAAUACGGUAACCUAGCAAUAUACUGUACAUACCCACUCAAUAUAUACAUAUAUAUAUAUAUAUUUAUAUAAUUGUACAUGAUUUACUGUGUACUGUAUAUUUGUAUUAAGAAUUGUUUUAAAAUAUCAGCAUGAAGGACUCGAAGUGCAGGCAGUUCUCAAAGGGUUAACAGGAGAAGCACAAUGGCAUGUCAUUUUUUGGUGUAAUCUGCUGCUUUGCUCUCUGGCUUUGCUUUUCCAGGCUCUCACACACACAAACACAUGGCUUUUACAAUUAAUAUGCUUUAGAUUAGGACAUUUACAGUAUGCUGUUGUUUUACUAUUUCCCAUCGCACAUUAGUAGUCCACAUCAUUUCUGUAACCAAAUUCAGUACAAAAAAAAAACCAGGUAAAAUAAAAUUCUGUCUUACAUCAGCAACAUUAUUAAAGAAAUGAACUCUUUAUUAGUAAUUCAGUGAUAAACCGUAUGACAAGUAGCUCUUUUUAAUACUCGACUUGAAACUUCCCUUGGUGGCAUAGGUGACUUGGUCUUUUUACUCGUAAUGCACAAAAGCCUCAGAUGUAUACAAAGGAAGUGCUAAUAUGUAGUUUUCUGUUGAAUAUUUACCUAGUUUAUCGAGCAGAUUGUUACGUUAGACUACUCAUUAUUGCAAACACCAAUGAAAAAAAACAGCAUUAGACAUUUUAUUUUCUAUUUAUUCACAUUGUAGACAACAAUAGAUCCUUUAACUCUUAACAGCACAUUAGAGGGAAACGUGUAAGUUCAGUCAUGUAAAAUGUCAUUGCUUUACAGUAGAAGUCUUCUGACUUAACGUGGUGCAUACUGCAGAUAAAAAACCAAACCUGUGAAUAAACAGUUUAAUGAAAACAAA